Messenger RNA from Caenorhabditis angaria, 4474 nucleotides. Lineage: Eukaryota; Metazoa; Nematoda; Chromadorea; Rhabditida; Rhabditidae. The record is from the annotation of a GenBank genome assembly.
AUGGAUAUAGACGAAGUUGAUUUGAUUCCGGCAAAUAGCCGAUUUUCAAAAAGAAAUGGCCGCAGGUUUGCUUUUCUUUUAUUUUUUUUUGUUGAUUAAGAGUUAGUGAUAAAAAAUAAGAUGAAGAAACUCCAAGUGCAUAUCUUUUUUGUUGUAUAUAAUGUGUGGUAUUACACAAAAAAACUGCACUGAAUGAGAAUGAAAAAUUGAUUUCGUCGAAAAAUAAAUAAAUCAAAAAACGUUUUUUUGCAGUCUCAAAAUCCAACGACUCGCCGAUUGUCAACAUUUUCAUUAUCCGUCUGUUGAACUUGGAGAAAUUAAAGUGACACUUUUGAAGUUUAUCAAAACCGAAAAUGACAAUGAAAAAAUUACAAUUUCCGUUCAAAGCGAUUCAUCAUCAUGGUUGGUUUUUUGGUGAACCAGAAAAAAAACAUAGGAAAAUGUGUUCUUUUGGGAAUAUCAAGAUGUUUCAGGAUUGUUGAACGUUCUCGUGAGGAUUGGGCUGUUUUUGAUCGACAACUACAUCGUUGUGUUUUUGAAAGGCGGCAUUCGAAAUUAGAAGAAUUGUUUCCACUUAUUCAUCAGGACCAGCAACAAUUCCAGGUUUCUUCAAAAUUAAAAAAAAAACACUUUGAAUACAUUUAUAAUUUAUUCAGGAAAUCCUAAUUAAUUAUACAUUGCGAUUUUCUGAAUUAGCUGGAAGUAUUAUAACGUGCUACCCUGUGCUCAAGUUUCUAGAGGUUUGUUUGUUUUAGCGCCUGAAAAAUUUUGUGUUUGUUUAUUUUUCAGCGACUGAGAAAUGUGUUUUCUUGUUUUGUUUUCAAAUUGUUUCCCUUAUCCCCCUUAUCAAAUAAGAAAAUAAAAUAAAACCAGAAGAUUUGAUUGAUCUGCUUUUAUUUUUUUUUUCAUAUUUUUCAACGAAUAUUAAAAGAUGAAUAUUUAGAUUGAUUGUCGAGGUGGACAUUUUGAACCAGCUGAAGAGACAUCGAUAAAUGUUCCAGCGAUUGCAGCGGCAGUGGUGACAAAUGAUUUUGAACCGAGUCAUUGUUCGCAUUUGAGAUUGAGGGUAGGUUUUUGAAUGAAGUUUUCAGUAUUUUAUGUAUUUUCUCCAAAAAAGGUUUUGCAGCCAUAUAUAGUAGCGUUCAAUUUUUACCAUAACAAAUACAGCAUCUGGAAUUCCAGGUCGAAAAAAAGUUUAUCGUUUUCUCAGAUAUCUGAUACAAAGAUUUUCUAUUUGAUUUCAUCAUGUGACCUUUGAUAAAAAUAUAUAUUAAAACAUUAUUCAUUGAGAAACAGGAAGAAUAUUUCGGAUGAGAAACGGUUUCAAAAUCAAAAAUUAAUUCGAAAAUUAAUUCACAUUCAGAAUUUCUUUAUUUUUUUCUAAAGGAUUUGAAAAAAAAUCUAUAAUAAAUUUGCAGGAUAAAUUUCAAUGUUUUUUCAUUUUUUUAAUGUAUCUAUUAAAUACGAACUUCACUCUCACGAUGUUCUAUUCGUUUUAAUUAUGUUUGAUAUCUAAAUGUAAGAUUAGAAAAGUGUAUUUGUUGCAAAUCAGGAUAUCCUGAAAAUAUGAAAAUUAAAAUCUAGAAUUAGUUUUAAGCAGGCAUUAAUCUAGAAUUAGUUUUAAGCAGACCAUUAGCAUGCUUCGAUUUCUGAAAUCUUAUGAAACUGAUCCAACAAUUUUUCCAAAUUUUCUCUUUUAUAAUUAUAAUACUGAAGUGUUGUUAAGAAACAAUAAAUAAGAAUCCAUUUAAGCGACACAAUUUCUAUAAUUAUGACAAUUUCUUUGAGUUUCCGAAUGUAUUCUCAAGAAAUUAUAUUGUCUACUUUUCUUGCAAAACAUUUUUUUCAGGUUGGCGAUAUUGUUUCAAUUACUGAAAUGACAUCCAACAAUCAAGACGAAAAAUCAUUUUGGAAAGCAAAACUCACAAUAUCGAACCAAAAAUGCGUUGAUCCACAAAAUCCUCGACUUGGUUUUGAGGUAAAUUUUCCCUCAUAAAUCUCUUACCAAAUUUUGAUCGAAAAAAUUCAGAUUGGUUAUUUCCCUAGCGAUUGUGUCAUGUUAAUUGAUGAUAAACGGUUACCGAAUCCUUCGAACUCUGAAAGAAAACAAGUGUCUCGAAAUGCCAGAAAAUAUAUGGCAACAAUGUUUCGAAAUCGUAGAAGAGAUCCAAUUUUUGGACUCGAAUUGAAUGAAAUUUUCUUGAGAAACGGACGAAAAGGUAGAUUUGGAUUUUUGGACUCAUUUUAUAUUGAAAUAUAAUAUUUUUUCAGUGCCAAACAUUGUUCAAAAAUGUUGUGCCGCCAUUGAGGAUCAGGGUAUUGUCACGGGUAUUUAUAGACAAUGUGGAAUUCAAUCCAAUAUUCAGCGACUCAGGUUUGAUUUUGAAUUUUUGUUUGGAACAUUUUUUUUCAAAAAAAUGAUUUCAGAGCAAAGUUUGACAGUGGUGCUGAACCGGAUCUUCAGGAGUUUGGACAAAGAGAUAUUUAUUCGGUAUCAUCACUGCUGAAGCAAUACUUCAGACAACUUCCAAAUCCACUGUUUACUUAUCAAGUUUAUUCGCGACUUUUGGUAAGUCCUGACGUAUGAUGCAUUUCAAAGUUGGAACAAGGUUUUCGAUUUCUCAAUGUGAUUUCAUUUCCAGAGAGAACAAUUAUUAGUGAAAAAAUGUAAUAAUAAAUAAACCAGAUUCCCUGGAAUAUUAAAUGAACCAGAUUCAAAAAUAAUGCAUCAUGUUCUUUAUUUCCAAAAUUCUCACAAGAAAAUCAAAUAUUCACGUAAAAUUAUGCCUCAAAGAUCCAAAAAAAAGACAAAAAUGUUUUUUUUUUCAGGAAGCAUUUGAGAACAGUGAAGCUAACUCGAUCAAAAUUGAGAAUUUGAAAAAUGUAGUAGAAUCAAUGCCAGAAGCUCAUUACAAAACCGCAAAAUUCCUAAUGGAACAUUUAUCUCGAUUAUGUCAAUCGAAAUCCUUAACUGAUAUGACAUCGAAAAAUCUAGCAAUUGUUUGGUCCCCCAACUUAUUCCGUCCUCCACCAACGUUAAGUGGAGUUGAUGUUCAUCUUCUCAGCGGACUCAAUGUUCAUACAGCCAUCUGCGAUUUCUUUAUUGAAAAUUCUAACGAGAUAUUUUACAAUCAUGUAAAUGGAAAUGAAAUUGAAGAAUUGGAAGAGGAAGAUGUCAGUAAAUCAACAAAUAAUGGAUUUACUGUAAUUUCAAAAUCUGCAACAAUGUCAGAUAUGAGAUCAGAAUCAGACUCGAGGUGGCCUAGGUUCUUUCGAGGAAAAUCAGUUGAAGGAUUCUGGAAAUUCAACAAAAAGCAUCAGAGUUCUACUGGAGAAUUAUGUACAUCACCAACUUCUGAAGUUAGAUGGAGAAGAAAUGCGAGAUCACAUUCAACUGACGCAACAUUCCAAUCAUCUCGAACAGAUUCCUUUAUUCAAUUGAUGCAUAAUGGAAUGGAUCAAAUUAGAGAAGGAAUGCGGAUAUUCCGACAAAGAGCUCGAAGCAUGAGACCAACAUCUAGACCUCCACCAUCGCCAAGAGCACGGAGAGCGCGAUUUUCUAAUGGGAUUUAUGAAGAGCACAAACAGGUAUCUUUUGUUUAGUGAAGUUUUUGCAAAAAUAAAAACAAACAUUUUAGGACUUGAGCAGCACACCUUCUCCAAAUGUGAUUCCAAACCAAAAUCAAAAUCUUACAACAUCUUCAAUGAUAACCAAUACAACUAGUAUUAGUGAAUUGGAUGAUGGAAUUUUGGAUAGUAACACUUUACGAGAGCGGAAGGUUAUGUUCAAAGCGGCUACUCAAGGUGAGCAGUGUUUUUAAUUUUGAAUUAUGUUUUUUUUCUUGUCGAGUGUGAACUAGUACUUGGACGUCAAAUAGAUUAUAGAAUCAUGUAUUCAUUUUCAAAGAUCGGAAAAUUUUUUUUCAAGUUUCCAAAAUAGCUUCGUUAAAAAUCGAAGCCAAAAAAUGUUGUUUGGAUUUUGGAGAAUUGUGAAAUUUUAGGAAAAAAGUCAAGAAAUAUAGGCUCUGAAGAAAAUAGCCAAACUAAAUUUAUUGAAUCACAAAUUGAAGAGCAAAGCUUCAAAAAUAGUCGUUUAAUUCGAACUUACAAAAUUAAAAAAAAAGUGACACUUUGGUUCUAAACUUUAUUUUCAAAAUUUACUUUUUGUUUCAAUCAGAAAGUUCGUUCAGAAAUUCACAAAAUAUUUUCUAGAACACGCGGCACCAAUUCACGAACGCUCAAGUCCUGUCGAAGAAUGGUCAAGCGAUUCAAGAGAAUCUAUUCACCUCGAAAUGUCAAGAUAUGACAAUGUUUCACCAAGCGGAACAAUCACAAGAAGUAAGACUCUCUCCUCCUCCUCCAAAACAUUUUCAGACAAACAAACAACCUGAACAUUUUUUUUUCAGACAAUCGCGAAACAACGGCACCAUUUUUCUUCGACUCUACUCGUGCUAACCAAUUGUUUUUAGCAUAA